UAUGUUUUUCUUGUACUUUUGGUAACUACGCUAUCGCGGUUCAGCCAAUCACAAGACAGAUCCUAAUAGGCGGUCGUCUCUUCUAUUGGCUAACAACUUCCACGCUCAAACUCGGUCACGUUAGAAAAAAAAACAGGAGUUAAUUCAUAAAUUUGUCAAUUUGUCAUACGCGUCGGAGAUGUGUCAGUAGGUGAUCGUUGCCGUGUACAAAUUUGUGUCGUAAAUGUGGUGUGUUUCAGUGAUAAUGAGAAAACCUACGCUGGACACCAUUAUUAUUAAGUGAUGAAUGCUUUUUAAGUUCAGUGUCUCGUUGUAAUUGUUUUCAUUUGUAUGUCAUCGGACUUGGCAACAUGGCGGCCCCCCGUCAAAAAUCACAACAGAAAAACAUCUCUUCGAUAUUUUCGAAACUGCACGGCGCCUUUUCUGGCGCCGUGUGCCCUACGAAGCUGGCGACGGAUAAAAGAACCUUGAAUAAAACUUGGGAAUUAAUGGAUAAAGUGGUUAAACUGUGUCAGCAUCACAAGAUGAACUUGAAGAAUAGUCCUCCUUUCAUUUUAGAUAUUUUGCCGGACACAUAUCAGAGAUUGCGUAUUAUUUAUUCUAAAUACGAGGACAAUAUGCAGGCGCUGAAUAGCAAUGAACAUUUUAAUAUAUUUAUUAUAAAUUUGAUAAGGAAGUGUAAGCAGGCUAUAAAGUUAUUUAAAGAGGGGAAAGAGAAAAUGUUUGAUGAGAAUUCUCACUACAGGAGGAAUCUGACGAAGCUUAGUUUGGUGUUUAGUCAUAUGCUGAGUGAGUUGAAAGCUAUGUUUCCGAACGGGACCUUUGCCGGUGACCAGUUCCGCAUAACGAAGAGUGAUGCUGCAGAGUUUUGGAAAAACAACUUUGGAAACAGCACCCUGGUCCCGUGGAAACUGUUUCGAGAAGAGCUGAACAACGUGCAUCCGAUAUCAUCAGGCUUGGAGACCAUGGCGCUCAAAACAACCAUCGAUCUCACCUGCAACGACUUCAUAUCUAAUUUCGAGUUUGAUGUCUUCACUAGGUUAUUCCAGCCUUGGAGUACGUUGCUACGGAACUGGCAACUGCUGGCGGUGACGCACCCAGGCUACGUCGCGUUCCUCACUUACGACGAGGUCAAAGCGAGGCUACAGAAGUACAUACAUAAGGCUGGCAGUUAUGUUUUUAGAUUAUCGUGUACAAGACUGGGCCAAUGGGCAAUAGGCUACGUGACCGUCGACGGUGAGAUUCUCCAGACCAUUCCGCAGAACAAGAGUUUGGUGCAAGCUCUUCUCGACGGGUAUAGAGAGGGAUUCUACCUAUACCCUGAUGGGAGAGACGUUAAUCCAGACCUGAGCAGCGCCAUCAUAUCUCCGGCUGAGGACCACAUCACCGUCACUCAAGAACAGUACGAGCUUUAUUGCGAGAUGGGAAGCACGUUUCAACUGUGUAAGAUCUGCGCCGAAAACGACAAAGACAUCAGAAUAGAGCCGUGCGGACAUCUACUCUGUACACCGUGUCUCACUGCUUGGCAAAUUGACUCAGAAGGCCAGGGCUGUCCAUUCUGCCGCGCGGAAAUCAAGGGCACAGAACAAGUUGUGGUGGACGCCUUCGUGCCCCCGCGGCCGCCUAACACUUCAGGCGAAAAACACACAAAAACUGCUGUGAAACAAGUAUCUUCGAAUUCGUCAGGUUCAUCGGGGUCUUCUGGUUGCAAUGGAUCAAGUGUUGACGUCACAAUAUCGAGCAACGCGAGCGCCAACGGCUGGUCGUCCAGGAACACCACGUUCAACGGCCUCACCGACGACAUCGACGAUGCAGAGGAUUGGUCGGAGUUCAACGCGGCCCUGUCCAGUAUAGCCGCGCUGCGGCCCUCGCGCUCGCCCGUGGCGUCCCCGCGCCACUCGCCGCGCGCGGGCCGGCGCCGGGCGGGCGGGGCGGGCGCGGGGGAGAACGCGUACGGGGAGCUGCGCGCGCCGCCCCUGCCGCCGCGCAAGAGCCUGUCGCCCGGCGAGCCCGGCCUGGCCGCCGCCACCAGCGUGCAGGACAUCGCGCUGGCCACGCAACAAGAACCAAGAAGAAGAUCUUCUUUAGAACCUGAACCGGAUUCGAGGCAUCGACUGACUUCCAUCAUCACGGGAUCCACGGAAACUAUUACUGGCAUCAUUGACACGAGGCACGAGGUACCAGUACCACCAGACCCAAGAGCAUUCGAGAAGCCUCGACGAGCGAACACACCACAGUCUAACAGUCGACCCCUCCCCGCACCCCCUCCUGAUAACUCUGACGACCGACCCGACAAAUCGGACAGACUACCUGAAAGAUCGGACAGAGUACCCGAAAGAUCGGACAGAAUACCUGAUAGAUCGGACAGAAUACCAGAAAGAUCGGACAGAUUACCAGAAAGAUCGGACAGAAUACCAGAAAGAUCGGACAGAUUACCAGAAAGAUCGGAUAGAAUACCAGAAAGAUCGGACAGAUUACCAGACAGAUCGGACAGACUACCCGAAAGAUCGGACAGACCUGAUCGAUCGGGAGAAAAAACUGACAAACCAGAAAGGCUCCCAGAAAGAGAAAGAAUACCAGAAAGAAUACCCGUACCAACGGAAAGAGAACACAGGCCUGUCCCGGCAGAACGCGUUCUCGAUAGAAUACCCCCCGUUCCGGCAGAAAGAGAGCAUAGGAUAGAAAAUAGAAUACCAGAAAGAGAUAGGGUACCUGUCCCCGACAAUAGAGAGAAAGUAGUGCCUUCAGAUAGACUAGAAUUCCCACCGGUAAUACCAGAGAAGCCGGACAGGAUAUUUGACAGGGUUGAAAACAGAGCGCCGCCGCGGCAAAGGUCGUUGCCCACUAGUACUAGUGGGGGGGACAUCCAACCGACCAAGUCGACAACGAUGCCAAAAUUCCCGUCGGAGGAGAAAGAUCCGCCGUACGAGAAUGUGGCGGCGGAGAGGAAUGAACUCGCUGUCGCACCCAAAAAAUUCAACCCCCUAACGCACGACAAGAACGGCCGAAAAUACGGCGAGAACGUCUCGUACGAAAACAUUAAUUUAGACUACAUUGCUCGGCUAGUAGGCGAGGGUUACCCCAAAGAUAUCGUUGUACGGGCAUUAGGCAUCACUAGAAACGAUUUGGAAAUGGCGUGUGAUAUUUUACACGAAUUCGGGUCGAAGGUGUCAAAUAAGUGCUAGUUUUAGUUUAGUUCAAUCGCUUAGUAGAUGGGGAAACGUUAGACAAAUUUUACCUUGUGUCCCAUUUUUGGAACAUAAGAUUUCGCGUCCUGUAUUUGGAACAUGGUUUACCCUUGAUUGCCAUAUUUGGAACACGCUCGCUUGUUUAAUAAGUUCGUGUGGUAUGCAUCCUUCCUGAAUUUAUAGUACAAACAUUGUUAUAAAUUGAUGUUUAUAAUAAACUUGCGAGUUGCGAGUGUGAUUAAUGUGUUCCAGAUAUGGAACAGAUUGUAAGUUAAAUUAUUUAUGUGAAAUUUACUGGAAAUAAUUUGUUAAUGAAGUCCUGAAUUUUGUUAUUUCGGUUUACAAUAUUAUUAAAUAAUUUGAAUAAGUCUAACGGUUUUUACCAUCACACCAUCUCAUUAGUAUACCACAUUUUAGUUUUAGCCCGCGUUUGCUCACAAAUUAUCAGCUUUAUUUAUUAAAUCGCAAAUUGUACAUUUUGUGAUAGUAUCAUUAACACCAAUAUUGUAAGAAUCGUCAUAAUAUAGAAUCAUAUAGAGUCUGAAAGCAAUAGAAAUCGUUCCUACUUCAACUUAAGACGCAUUAUGUAGUAGCUGUACAUUUUCAAACCGGUAUAUUGUAAACAAUUACUAUUGGGUGACUUUGUUAUACAAAAUUAGUGACUGGCUAAAAAUAAAAGCCAUUUUUUUAACCAUUUGACCACCAAACUGCCCGAUUCAAAGUUUAAUAUACGUCAAUUAAUAGAUCUCGAAACGAUAUGGAUUAGAUGUGUCAGUGUCAAAAGUGACGUUUUUGUUUGAAGAAACUAAUCUAGAUCUAUUAAUUGAAGUAUCUUAAUUAAAGUUCGAAUCUGGCCGAAAGACGAGAUAUGACGCGCGCGACUGCAACCCAAUAUCAACCUUCGGGCAUUCAAAGAAGGUUCAAGUUUGAUGCCAGAUUCACAAAUUUUGUAUUGUCUACCAUAUGUAAGUCACGUAGUAAAUAUUAGUACACGUAACAUAACCAACGUAUCACAUAACAACGAAGAUAAUGUGUAGAAAGCAACGAAAUCUGGCAUUCGGUAACAAACACGUACAGUUUGUUCCAAGAUUUGUCCACCACGUGACACUUUUUCGUGUAUGCUACCGGUGUUCAACGAUUUAUAAGACGUUAUCACGUCAAAUAAUCGACAGCAAUAUAAAAAUCGGCCGGGAUUUUGUUUUAGAUUUACACAUUUGAUAUCUACAAUCAGAAUCUGUGGUUCAGUCAAGUGGUUAGUUGGUUGAAACUGUUAUCCUAAUAUACUGGUCAUGUCCAUAGAGAACAAUUAUAUCCAUUCAAAAUAAAGUACGCUACUCAUCCACUUCAUAAAAAAAUAGAUUUAAAUUCAUUAUGACGAACACGAUUGAUGAUAUAGUUAAGGAUUUUAUUUUCUAAUAGCAUAGUUUAAAUAAUUGAUAAUAAUUCAAAUUAAAAGUCGCCAUUGUUGUUAAUCUCGGUGUUUUUGUAUUUAAACAUUUGUAAAUAGAUUUUUAAAUGCCUUUUUAAUCUGACAUGUGGCCAGAUUUUUCAUAUAACCUAUACGGUUUCAUUUCUAAAAAACGUGUGAUAGUAUUAUAGGCUUAUUGAAAAACAAACUUAAAACUAUAGACGAUAAAGCACAUUUUUAUAUAACUACGUAUUUAUUUUGCUUCGACCUUAAAGUAGUUACAUAAACAAUUUUAAUUCCAGUUUUUUUCUUAUCAGUAUUCAUCUUACUCAUAAGCUAAUUUCAGUAAGAAUUGUAAAUAUAUUUGUAAAAUAAAUAUUACUUAUAUUUUCAUAUGAAAAAAUGCUGUCUUAAAACUACUUAAAUAGUCGUUCAUAUAGAUUAUAUUUUUUAAAAAUGUGUAUAAUGAAUGAUUGUAAUUAAAUACAAAUUUUGACACUCUGACUUAUGACAUUUGCAAUAUUAAUAUUUAGCAUAACUGUUCUACUUUAAAUUGUUGAUGUAAAUAUAUUUUUAUUGUCCGAACUCUACGGACAUCUUCCUUUUUUAAUGAAGUAAGAAACUAGUAUAAUUUUAGUUGAACAUUGUACGAGCUUAAACUGCACCAAUGUUUUUUUUAUUAUAUCUUUAAUCCUACUUUUUCUACUAACUUUUAAUAAAUUGACAAAAUUAUUGAUCCACAUACAAUUCUUUUUGACUUUAAAUAAAAUAGUAGAAAAAAAUGUAGCAUUAUAAUUAUUAAAAUAACACAAGUAUAGACUUAAAACAAAAUCGGCCAAGGCCGAUUUGUGUUAUUUUCGAUUUUUGUUUUGUUUAGCAAACCUCAGCAAUCGUUGUUUAAAUAAUAAUCGAUCGCUUGAGCAAAUAUGUAGUUAUAAUCGAAAAUACCACAAAUCGGUCUGGGUAUAUUGCCAUAAACAUAGCUGUCAUCUGUCACAUUAAUUAUAAACUAUCUAAAUAGCGAAAGCAUAAAUUCAUAUAACUUUAACAACCAAUCUGUGUGUCUAAAGUAAAGACUACCUAUAUUACAUUUUUCGUAAAUAUCCGAAAAGACCAAAAUUUCUCCGCUUGUAUCUAUGCAACUUUUAUACUGCAUAUAUGUAUACGUUGUGGUCGAAGUGGCAAAGACAGUUCAAAUAUGAACUCUAUGCACAGUGGGACAUAUUUGACCCAUUGAAAAAAAAUCCUACUAAGCUUCAGACCAAAAAUUAACUCUAGGCAUAGGCUGUCUUUGUCGCAUCAAAUAAUAAUUUUAUUGACACAGAAGGUGCAGGAAUAAUUUUAUUUUCGCUUAUCGCGCUUUAAAUAACCUGACUGAAUUUUAGUAGUUAAUAUUUUGCUAAUCAAUGACAUGAGAAGAAACAAGCCAUAUAGGUUUUAAUAUAACAUAAUUAUAUUUAGUUAUAAAAUAAAUCAUAACUAGAGCUUUUUGGAUAACAUAAAUUACUUAACUGUUUAAAUUGAUUAAUUCCCGAUCAAAUCGGAGUGUCUUUUCUACACACAAUCUUUUAAAUUUGAAUGUUGCUCAAUUUUUAUUCUGAAAAUUGUACCAACUUUGGUACGUCAUUGAAAUUUACUGUUUUAAUUAAACCUAUUUGCUUCUUUAUUCUUAUGUCAUUGUUGCUAUUUAAUUUUCUUUAUAAUAAUUAAUCCAAUCCAUUGUAAUCAUACCCCCGUAAUUUAAUAUUACCAUUGUAAUAAUAUUAAGUAGUUUAUCAGGACCGUAAGGUAUUUAUGAAUAAAUACAUAUCCACCAGUGCGCUAGUCAAAUUAUAUACUUGGACAUAAAAUGUAUAGCAAAUGUGUGUGUAAUAACACUUCGGGCAUAUUUGUGUUUACACGAAUUUAUCCGACGUACAAUCUUAAAAACCUUGCACAAAUAUCUCUAGUACUAGUGACCCAUUAGAAAUUUAGCUGUCUCAAGAUAAAAAGAGACAACGAUUUAAAACAUCAUCAAAAAUUACAAUCGUGCUAAUAUGCAGUAGGGUAACUGUAUACUUGGUCCAAUUCUACUACAUUAGGAGCACUGAAUACCAAAGUAAGACCAGUUGGAGUUUUACCAAAGUAUAAAGUGAUUUUAGUUUAGUAGUUUUUAAAAAUUAUAGUCGUCCUGUUUUCAAUGUUACCUAAAUGCAUCUAAUACAUGAUAUAUUAUUACACACAUAGCUUUAUAUUCUUGUCCAAAGUUGUAAUAAUAGUAUCUUAUAAUCUUAGGCUGUGUAUACACUAUCGCUUAGUGAAAUUGAGUAUAAACCAUGAUAAAAUAUUAGCGAGAACAGAAUAAAUAAUGUGUAUACAGUACAAGUCACAAAUACCAAAAAUUUCAUUAUUUUUCUGCAUUAAUUUCACAAUCACAUGACAUUUAUUCGCAUUAUUUAUGUACAAAAUCACGAUGAACGCAAGAAAUGUAAAUUAUGUGCUUUAUUUAAAUUAUAAAGGAAAAUGGAAAUCAUGUGGAACAUUUACAUUAUGAACUAACACGAAAAUGCCUUUAUUAUUCUUGAGCGAAUGAGAUAAAUGUCAGUCCAAAUAAAAGGGUAAAGUACCUAUAUCAUUCUGUGGGUCAUAUUUGACCCACAAUGCAGAGAAAGUGUUAAAGAUAUUUGGGACAAGUUCGCAACAUUGUAAAUUUAAUAAAGGCCCUUAAUUAAUUCCUCGUUUAUAUUAACGGGUUUGUCCCUAGUAUCUACAUGUCUAGUGUCGGACCAAGCUAAAUCUGCACAAAUUUUUCAGUGACUAUUCUAGUGUCGCCAUAAAAUUUAUGUUUAAAAUUGACAUUUAAUGUCAAAUUACUAUGAAAAUAUGGCACGUUGUCAAGUUAAAGUUUUUUCUAUCGUUCCAUUUUGUUAAUGCCAUACAAAAAAGGUAACAGAAUGGAAAUAAAAAACUUGGUACACUUUUUUUAUCCUAACACGACCGAAAGAACUUGUGAUUCCGAUUACAUAAAAAUUCCAAAAAUAAAAAAGUGUACCUAUUGUACAACUUUUAAUAAACUGGCCUAAUCCAAGAAAAGUCUGCAGCGAUUUUGAUAGCCCACGCGGUGCAAGUGUAAUUUAUACGUCAUAAUUUCAUAGAAGUUUGACGUUUGAAAUUAAACUUGCACUGCGUGGGCUAUCAAAAUCGCUGCAGACUUCUCUUGGUCUAACUCUACCUAUAUGUUGCCCUUAUAUUUGGACAUUGUUUUCGGUUUGUAAUGUAUAAUGAUUAUCAUAUCAAGUCACAUCAAGCGAAUACCUCAUUAUACAAACCUGUGGGUCUACUAACGUUAAACCUGUGGGUCUACUAACGUUUCUUGUUCAAUUUGGAAGCUACGAUGGGUUUGGAAUGCGGAAGAACAUUUGAUACUGUUUUUGGAGUACCCGAUUGUUUCCAUCUCUGUCGUACGCGCAUAUUAUUGUCCCGCUCAUACAAUGGUAUUGACAGCAAUAUAACUAUGCGCUUGCGAUUGAGAUAGAUAUAGGUCAAUGUACGAAAUUCUCCGUGCUUAAGCGUACUUACUUUAGUGGUGUUUGAAAAGUAGUGAAUCCAUGAAAUCAAAAGAUACAGCUUGGCAAAAAAGAGUAUUAUAUUAAAAAGUGGCAACACUGUAGUGUCGUCCCGUUUUAUUAUAUUUAUUGGUUUGAAAGGGACGACGCUACAGUGUUGCCACUUUUUAAUUUCUAAUCUUUUUUGCGAAGCUGUAUCUUCGAAUGGUCGUAAAUAAAGCGUCCGUUUUAUUGCGGCGCUUGUCAUGCGUUAAAUUAAAUUAAGAUAAAACACACGAUAUAAAACGAAACUUUAAAAUUAAAAAAUAGUUUCAAAUGUUCAAAAGAGUACUGACAACAUAAUGGUUUGAAUUAUUCUUUUGUUUUAUGUAUUAAGUUUUUGAUUAUGUUGAAUUUUUCGGUGGAUCUGUAUUUUUUACCAGUUAAUGAAACUAGCUCACGGAUCCAUGAAAAAAAAACACUUAUUUGUUUUCUAUACAGUGAAAAAGUUUUUAGGUUAUUUUUUUGCGUAGAUCCGUGGAGCAUGAAGGAUUGUUUAGUUGGUAACUGUUCGAAUAUUUGGCUACGAUUGGAUUGUUGCUGAGGCUGGCCGGUUUUACGCUUUAGUAAGGAUAUGUUGCAAAUAUAUUAUAAUUCAGUAAAAUUA
Cydia fagiglandana is the source of this 8787-nucleotide messenger RNA. RefSeq names its product E3 ubiquitin-protein ligase CBL-B-B (gene Cbl). The coding region runs from base 351 to 3185 and encodes 944 amino acids. Gene Ontology annotation, biological process: negative regulation of epidermal growth factor-activated receptor activity; cell surface receptor signaling pathway. Gene Ontology annotation, molecular function: receptor tyrosine kinase binding; calcium ion binding; ubiquitin protein ligase activity. NCBI's taxonomy places the organism in Eukaryota, Metazoa, Arthropoda, Insecta, Lepidoptera, Tortricidae. The transcript has 14 exons. The record is from RefSeq and is a predicted model, not a curated record. Gene Ontology annotation, cellular component: plasma membrane; membrane raft.